GGACAGUGAAAUGGUGGCUGCUUGUACAAAAACAGCAGCAGCACCAUUAGCAACUGAGCAGCUACAGACGCAUUUACAGUAUCAGCCAAGACUGAAAGCCUAGAAGAACCAAAGUCCAAGAUUCAGACCCAUCUAUGGCAGAAAAACAGCAGAUCAAAGUGACUGCGGUCAAAGUGCUGUGCUAUGUGGAGAAAAUCUCCUCCUUCGCCUCAAACAUAGAUCCUCUCUUUGGGAUUGUGACUUCAGUGGUCGGGGUGGUCAGGAAAGGCCUCGUAGAUGAGGAGGACCAUGAGAUGGACAAGGACUUCAAACAGAUCCAUGAGAAGCUGGAAACCAUCUCGGAGAAGAACAAGCAGACCCUGCGGCAGAUCCGCAUCAACGAAAUCAACGAGAAUUAUGGUAAACACGAGGAAGUCAUCAAGCAUCAGUACAACGCUUUCAUCACCAUGGUGCAAAGAGUAAAACUGGACCCUGAGAACUCGGAUCGUUACAUGGAGGAGUUUGUGAAGAUCUACGAGAAGGAUGAGAUGGACAUGAGCUUAGAUUUGUAUUACCGUGGUGUGAAAGGUUCCGCUUUGUUUGGGAGGCCCAUCCUGCAGGUUUACCUGGAGAACUGCCAAAGAAACAAAAAGGUGAUGGAGGCUCGCUGCUCUCACAUCGCCCACCUGUUCUACAUCGGUCUAAUGGCACUGAUGGCCUACUACACCGUCAGUGAAGAUGACGAGGAUGAAGUGAGAGAAAAAUGGGCCCCGAGGGUCAUUGAAAUUCAAGCCAAGAUGCAAGAAGUCCUGGACCAAUGCACUGAGGAAAACUGAAGUGGGAACAUUUCACUGAACGAUUGCGGAGACAAUCCACUUCAUAUGCUGAAAGUUUAAGGGUCGUGAGUAAUCUUGAAUUAGGAAGUUUAAAUAAAUCGUGUGGGGUGUAAAAUGGGUGAAUCUUUUCCUGCUUGCCAAUGGACUUUUCAAUGCAAUACUAAAGUAGUGCAAAGUUCUUAACACUGUAUAUCGCAGUUAAAA
Molecule: messenger RNA, 1019 nt
Organism: Sinocyclocheilus rhinocerous
Lineage: Eukaryota; Metazoa; Chordata; Actinopteri; Cypriniformes; Cyprinidae
Exons: 2
Coding region: 135-815 (226 amino acids)
Source: RefSeq, a predicted model, not a curated record